AUGUCUCUCACCCAAAAGAUCGAGACCCCCUCAAUCACCUACGAGCAGCCCCUCGGCCUCUACAUCGAUGGCAAGUGGGUGAAGGGCAAGGAGGGCAAGACCUUCGAGACCAUCAACCCCACGAAUGAGAAGCCCAUUGUUGCCGUCCAUGAGGCUGGCCCCGAUGAUGUCGACAUUGCCGUCAAGGCUGCCCGCAAAGCCCUAAACGGCGUGUGGAGAGAAACCACGCCUUCGGCCCGUGGCCAAAUGCUUACCAAGCUCGCCGACCUUCUCGAUGAACAUAUUGAUACCCUCGCCGCCAUUGAGUCCCUCGACAACGGCAAGGCCCUCUCGAUGGCCAAGGUCGAUGUCGGGUUAUCCUCAGGCUGCUUGCGCUACUACGGUGGCUGGGCUGACAAGAUUCACGGCAAGACCAUUGACACUGACCACGAGACCUUCAACUACACCCGCCACGAGCCCGUAGGUGUUUGCGGUCAGAUCAUUCCCUGGAACUUCCCUCUCCUCAUGUGGGCUUGGAAGAUUGGUCCCGCUCUCGCCACCGGCAACACUGUUAUCUUGAAGACUGCUGAACAGACACCUCUCUCCGGUCUGUAUGCUGCUACUCUCGUUGAGAAGGCUGGCAUUCCCGCUGGUGUCGUCAAUAUCAUCUCCGGCUUCGGCAAGACUGCCGGUGCUGCUAUCGCUUCCCACAUGGACAUUGACAAGGUUGCUUUCACCGGCUCGACUGUCACUGGCCGUGCUAUCCUCCAGGCUGCUGCCAAGUCCAACCUCAAGAAGGUCACUCUUGAGCUGGGCGGCAAGAGCCCCAACAUUGUCUUCAACGAUGCCAACAUCGAGGAUGCCAUCUCGUGGGUGAACUUUGGUAUUUUCUUCAACCACGGCCAGUGCUGCUGUGCCGGCUCUCGCAUUUACGUCCAGUCUGGCAUCUACGACAAGUUUAUCGAGGCCUUCAAGGGCCGCACCGCAAAGAACGUUGUUGGUGACCCAUUCGCCAGCGACACCUUCCAGGGUCCUCAGGUCAGCAAGUUGCAGUUUGACCGCAUCAUGAACUACAUCCAGGCUGGCAAGGAUGCUGGUGCCAAGGUUGAGACUGGUGGCGAUCGCCAUGGCAAGGAAGGUUACUUCAUCCAACCUACUAUCUUCUCUGGUGUGUCAGAGGACAUGAAGAUCAUGCAAGAAGAGAUCUUCGGCCCCGUCUGCUCCAUCUCGAAAUUCGAGACCGAGGAUGAGGUCAUCAAGGCCGGCAACGAGACAACCUACGGUCUCGCCGCUGCUGUGCACACCACUAACCUCAACACCGCUAUCCGUGUCUCCAACGCUCUCAAGGCCGGCACCGUCUGGGUCAACUGCUACAACAUGCUCUCUUACCAGGUUCCUUUUGGUGGCUUCAAGGAGUCCGGUAUUGGCCGCGAGCUGGGCAAGUAUGCGCUGUCCAACUACACCCAGGUCAAGUCCGUCCGUGUCAGACUCGGCGGUGCUCUCUUUGGCUAA
Molecule: messenger RNA, 1491 nt
Organism: Cyphellophora europaea CBS 101466
Lineage: Eukaryota; Fungi; Ascomycota; Eurotiomycetes; Chaetothyriales; Cyphellophoraceae
Product: aldehyde dehydrogenase
Exons: 2
Coding region: 1-1491 (496 amino acids)
Molecular function (GO): aldehyde dehydrogenase (NAD+) activity
Source: RefSeq, a predicted model, not a curated record